This is a messenger RNA of Linum trigynum, 417 nucleotides long. NCBI's taxonomy places the organism in Eukaryota, Viridiplantae, Streptophyta, Magnoliopsida, Malpighiales, Linaceae. The record is from the annotation of a GenBank genome assembly.
AUGAUAGUUGUGUGGACUGGUAUCCGCAAGCGCGCUGGGCUAGCGGUCUCGAGUGAUCCUGAGAAAUGGCUUGUGCUUAUGUGGUUCCUUUGGAAGAAACGUAACGCACAAGUACAUAAUGGACAAAAGAUGGAGGAGAAUCAGAUUGCGGUGAGAGCUGAAUCUUUCUUAAAGGAUUACCAAGAUCAUCAGGACUACGAGAACAACAUGGAAGCAAUAGCCCAUGCAACGAUGUGGAGUCGCCCACCUGCACAGACGACGAAGAUCAACUUGCAGCUAGGGGUGGUAAUUGGUUGGUUAUCGGUGUGCCGAUUAAUGCCAAACUAUUGUCACCUACUCUUACAGGAAAAAAUCGCAGGAGCAUCAGCUACUAGAUUCGCGGUGGGUUGGGGUGACAAUUAUUCGAAGCAUAGGUGA